UAGUAAAAAUAGAAAAUCAACUGAGUAUGUUAGUGAAUGGAACAACAAUAGCAACUGCUAAUGCGAUAGCAAAUAAAGCAUUGCAAGUGAGUUGUGAGAGCUGACGUGAAUGUAACUUGUCUGAAAGUCUUGUCUAAAAUUCUCAAAAAGUCUUUGCUUAAACAAUCGCAAUUUCUAUUAAUUUUUGUAGAGUCAAAGACAAGAAAAAUCUUUAUUUAUGGUACGAAAAAAGAAUCGAAGAUGUGAUGGCUACAAGCACGAUGGCAGUGUAAUUAAAUGUUAAGCAAUAAAUGUAAAUGAAAUUGAAAAAAAAAAAAAAAACAAAAAAAAAAAUAAAAUAAAAUAUUUCCAUCGAUCGUUAAUAAAAAAAAAAAAAAAAAAAAAAAAAAAAAAAAAGGCAAAGAGAAGAUCAACAUGAUUGCGCUCAGUAAUAGUUACAAAAUUUUAAUAAUAUUUUCUUUGUUAAUUUUUCUAAGUCAAGAAAUUCAAAUGACUUCAAAAAGCCUGAAGGCUAGUGGUGAAAAUAAUCAGUCAGAGCCUGUGUUACCAGAUGUUAUUGUGGCUUCGAUAUUUAGUCCUAGAGCACGUUGCGGAUAUAGACAUAACGGUGUCCCGUUAAAGUGUGCAAAAGACAAAUAAUAAUAUCCAAAAAAAAUUUAUUUUCUAAGAAUUUCAAAAUUUCGAUUUAAUUGAAAAGCAUGGCCAACAGUGAAGCGGGCAUUUGAUUUAUAUCCAGAAACACAUGAAAUGCAUACAAUAACAGAUUGCAUGCAUGUUGCCACCGAGCCAGGCGACUAUGUUUUCAAAAAAUCCCUAUCAUCGGCGCAACGUUUCUCUUUCGAUAAACUAAAUGAAAAUGAGUUCAAUGAAGAAGGACUUGAACUAAAGGAACUUGAAGAUGCCAUUAAUGUUUGCGGUCUCUAUAUAAUUGGCGAACCGAAUACUUUAGUCGAGAUAACAAUGAAGCACUAUGACGUCAAUUGCAAUAGUGGCGGUUUAAUGGCGUUUGUAGACGGUUGGGAAUUGAACGGUGAAUAUUUUCCUGCUAUCAAUGAUCAUCAUCGUACGUUAGAGGAUAGAUUGGUAGAAUUUUGUAACAAUUACAAACGAUGGCCACACGUAAUGAAUAAGAAAUUUUUUCGAUCAAGUCAAAAUGCUGCUUUGCUGCAAUACCGCUUGCCUACGAAAGGAAGUUUUAUAGCAAAUGUUCGCUUUCACAAAAUUACACAACCCUGCAACAUCUUGGUCCACGAUAUCUCUGCUUUAUACAAUCUCGCCAACUAUGGAUUUAAAAGGAAUUGUUCUAUCUCUGCUCUAUUUCCUGCGGUCGUUCAACUAACCAAUAUCAAGGUGGGCGGUAAAUCAAUGCGUAAAGGCAAAGUCAGUUAUGAGUGUAUGCAAAAUGACGAUUAUUUAGAAAUUGGAGGUUCUCCGGGCUUAGAUUCAACGCAUAUGGAGAAAUCAAGCGAUAUAUGCGGUUACGCAGAAACUCCAGGACCCGAACAGGCCAUUUUCUGCGGUGUUACUACAGCUCGUUUAGUUUCUAGCGGCCGCUAUCAAAAUCACGUUUCAAUUAUGAUACGUAAAGCAGAUGCGGAAGAUCUCGAUUUAGCCACUUUGGUGUGCGCGUUUUAAAAUUAGUUUAAGAAAAUAUUGAUGAUGAUGAUGAUGAUGAUGAUGAUGAAAUUGUGUAAAUAUUUCGUAAAUUUCAAAAGUAUUGAAAGAAAAGCUUUACAAAACACACAGUAUUCAAAUGUAAUAGUUUCCCGUGUCAUUUA
Molecule: messenger RNA, 1778 nt
Organism: Glossina fuscipes
Lineage: Eukaryota; Metazoa; Arthropoda; Insecta; Diptera; Glossinidae
Product: corticotropin-releasing factor-binding protein
Exons: 9
Coding region: 748-1635 (295 amino acids)
Biological process (GO): negative regulation of corticotropin secretion; hormone-mediated signaling pathway; negative regulation of corticotropin-releasing hormone receptor activity
Molecular function (GO): corticotropin-releasing hormone binding
Source: RefSeq, a predicted model, not a curated record